Molecule: messenger RNA, 2704 nt
Organism: Castor canadensis (American beaver)
Lineage: Eukaryota; Metazoa; Chordata; Mammalia; Rodentia; Castoridae
Source: RefSeq, a predicted model, not a curated record
AUGUAUCUGUUUCUCCUAGAGCCUCAAAACAUCAUUAUUCAAGAUCACGAUCAAGGUCAAGAGAAAGAAAACGGAAGUCAGAUAAUGAAGGAAGAAAGCACAGGAGCCGGAGCAGAAGCAAAGAGGUAAUUAACACUUUGUAGGUACUUUAAAAUACUUGUAAAAUAUCUGGUAGAAAUGUUUGUGUGAAUAGUAUGACAUUGUCAAGGUAAGUACCAAAACUUGAGAUUUAAAAGGUUAAUUGGGCUAUAUAAAAUAAGCAUGAUUUGGAUUCAUCAUUUUUCAAGAAGAUAGUUAUUUAUGUGAAAAAAAAGUACCUUCAAAAAACUUAAUUUUGCUAUAUUGUGAAAAUAUUCACAAUAAAGAUUUCAUAUGAAGAAUAUAAUUGGUUUUUUUAGGCCUGUCACACAGAGCUUCCAUUAAUCUGAGGUCCCGAGUCUCCUUAUUCCUGACAAGUGCUCAGGAUUUUUAAAUAGCAGCCCUUUAAGUAUCAAUAUCCUAGAUAUGUGUGGCCUACCUUUUCUUCUUUAGUAGACUUAGUUCAAUUUCCUGAACAGUAUUAAAUCUUGAAAUAAGGUAUGAGGGACAGCUGAAAAGAUGAUGGUGACACCAAAACAUGAAAAAGAAAGGAAGCGACUAUGUUGCAGAGGAUUUAACUUGCCUCACCCACCUGAGAAGACAAGGAAUGAGCCAACGAGGAAGAGCAGGAGUAGCAGUCAGAAAGGGAGAAGAGUUAUGGGGGCUGGGCAAGGGACUCCUAAAACUAAUGUGGGCAGGGACUUCACCUCUUCCCCUAAUGGAAGCUCUGUUAAAAUUUUUAAUUUAGGAGAGUUUUUGUGAAAAUGACUAUUUUGUUUAGCUCACAUGAUAACAUUUCUAUAAUAAAUCAUACUCAGCGUGCUAAUGCGCGAAGAGACUGAACUGAAGACGCUGCAGACUCAGAUAGCAAAAUAAUAAGCCUACUUCAUGAUAAGAACCAACUUCUUCUUAAAACAGGCAAGAAGACAUGAAUCCAAAGACAAAUCCUCUAAGAAACACAAGUCUGAGGAGCAUAAUGACAAAGAACAUUCUUCUGAUAAAGGAAGAGAGCGACUAAAUUCAUCUGAAAAUGGUGAGGACAGACACAAACGGAAAGACAGAAAGUCAUCACGAGGCAGAAGUCACUCCAGAUCUAGGUCCCGUGACAGGCGCCAUCGUAGUAGAAGCAGGGAGCGGAAGAAGUCUCGAUCCAGAAGCAGAGAAAGGAAGAAGUCUCGAUCCAGAAGCAGAGAAAGGAAGAAGUCACGGUCCAGAAGCAGAGAAAGAAAACGACGGAUCAGAUCUCGUUCUCGUUCAAGAUCAAGACACAGGCAUAGGACUAGAAGCAGGAGUAGAACAAGGAGUAGAAGUCGAGAUAGAAAGAAGAGAAUUGAAAAACCAAGAAGAUUUAGCAGAAGCUUAAGCCGUACUCCUAGCCCCCCUCCCUUCAGAGGCAGAAACACAGCGAUGGAUGCACAGGAAGCUUUAGCUAGGAGAUUGGAAAGGGCAAAGAAGUUACAAGAACAGCGAGAAAAGGAAAUGGUUGAAAAACAAAAACAGCAAGAAAUAGCUGCGGCUGCUGCAGCCACUGGGGGUUCUGUUCUCAAUGUUGCUGCCCUGUUGGCUUCAGGAACACAAGUGACUCCUCAGAUAGCAAUGGCAGCUCAGAUGGCAGCCCUGCAAGCUAAAGCAUUGGCAGAGACAGGAAUAGCCGUGCCCAGCUACUAUAACCCAGCAGCUGUGAACCCGAUGAAGUUUGCUGAACAGGAGAAAAAAAGGAAAAUGCUUUGGCAAGGCAAAAAAGAAGGGGACAAAUCCCAGUCUGCUGAAAUAUGGGAGAAACUGAAUUUUGGAAACAAGGACCAAAAUGUCAAAUUUAGGAAAUUAAUGGGUAUUAAGAGUGAAGAUGAAGCUGGAUGUAGCUCAGUUGAUGAAGAAAGUUACAAGACUUUGAAGCAACAAGAAGAAGUGUUUAGAAAUCUUGAUGCUCAAUAUGAAAUGGCAAGAUCACAAACCCACACACAAAGAGGAAUGGGUUUGGGUUUUACAUCUUCAAUGAGAGGAAUGGAUGCAGUUUGAAAAAGAUCACUUUUAAAGUUUGGACUUUAUAGACUUGUUCUGAUGUCAGGUCCUUGUUCACCAAACAGCUAGCAUUCUAGCUUGCAUGGGUGUUGCAUUGACUUUAAUUUAUUGAAAAAUACGAUAUUUUGUAAAUAUCAGAUCAGUGAUACUGGUGUUAGUGUUGUAAUCAGGUUAAACCCACUUCCAUCAAACUUGACAGGACUAUAGAAGGACAAUAUUUUUUAGUUCAUGAAUUCUACUUUUCAAAUAUAUUAAAGCUGCGGGUGGGAUACAAAUCUCAUACAUAGAUUUUUUCGUGUCCACUGUCUUGUGUACUUUUGUACUUAACCUUGUACAGUUAUUUUCAUCUCUUGAAACAUAAAAAAAUGUUACUUAGAUGUUCUUUAGAAGAUCUGGCCCUUUGGUAUAUCAUCCAGCACAAAUAAGCUGCUGGUGACAAUAAUAAAAAUGGUUUUCUCAAAACUGGUGUUAAUUUAAGUUACCUGGUAUUCUUGUUUGGAUUUGUUUUAUCGUUUCUGUAGCAUUUUGCAAUUACAAAACACUGGCUAGAAUUUUUUUUUUUUUUAAAGUUACGCCAUAGGCAAUACCAUGGUGAGCAAAAAUG